AUAAAGCGGGUUAUGCAUGUAUUCAAUUCUAAAUAUUUAUCUCCUUACAUUUCUGAAUAGAUCUCCUUAUAUGAUUGAGUGGAGGGUUGAAAAAUAGUUAAUGAUGCAUACCAGUUUAUGGCAUAAUCCAACAAGGCAAGAAUGAAAGAACGAACGAAUGGAGGGGAAGAAGGAGAUUGUAACCAAACAAAGCAGCGGCCACAUACGAUUCAACGGCUUCUCUCCCUCUCUGCAUUCAACAACAAAGAUUUCCCCCUCUCUUUCGGUUGUUCUUCCCGCCAUUGUUCCUCUGUUUUCCCUCUGUUUUUGUCUUUCUUUCUAUUCUGACCCCUCUUCUCAUUUCAGUUCUUCAAUCCCUCUUUCACCCAAAACCGAUUUCUUCCCCCAGACGCCAAUUCCCCGUUAUUGGCGUCUGGUUUGGCUCCUCUCGAGCUUGCUUCAAAGGUACAAUUAUAGCAAAUUACCUCUCUGUUUUUUAACCAAAGAAAACAGAGCAUUCAUACAUUCUUCUUUUUUGCAUUAUUUAUCUACCUUCCCCUGUUUUUGAAUCACCCCACGCAUCAUCUCAUUUUCCUUUUCUUCUUCCAUGAAGCUGUAAACGAUGAAAGGCAUAAUUCAAGACGUGAAAGGAAGAAAAGCUGUCUAUGGAGAUGACUGGAGCAAUGCCUUCGCCGCCGGUCCCAGGAUAUUCGCCCCCAUUGCCUACAUCUUCUUCGCGUCCGCUCUCCCCGUCAUCGCUUUCGGGGAACAACUAAGCCGGGAAACAGAUGGAAGCCUGAGCACGGUGGAGACCCUGGCUUCAACGGCUCUUUGCGGAAUCAUCCAUUCCCUUAUCGGCGGGCAGCCAUUGUUGGUGGUGGGAGUUGCAGAACCUACUGUCAUCAUGUACAGCUACAUCUACAGUUUUGCCAUUAGCUCCGAUGCCGUAGGAAAAAAGCUCUACCUUGCUUGGGCUGGAUGGGUAUGUGUAUGGACAGCUCUCAUGCUCAUUCUCCUCGCCGUCUUCGACGCCUGCAACAUCCUCAACAAGUUCACCAGACUUGCAGGCGAGACAUUUGGAAUGUUGAUCGCCGUUCUCUUCUUCCAACAGGCCGUAAAGGGGAUGGUUGGUGAGUUCAGUCCUACGGAGGGCGAGGACGAAAAAUCACCAGACCACAGCUUCCAGUGGCUAUACGUAAACGGCCUUCUGGGAGUCAUCUUCACCUUCGGCGUUCUCAUCACAGCUCUGAAGAGCAGAAAGGCGAGGUCUUGGGAAUACGGCACCGGAUGGUUUCGAAGCAUCAUCGCCGAUUAUGGCGUCCCAUUGGUGGUGAUGGCAUGGGCGGCACUGUCGUUGACAGUGCCACGCCAGGUUCCCGAAGGAAUUCCACGGCGGCUGCAGACUCCCCUGCCCUGGGACCCUGCCUCAAUGGGACACUGGACCGUCUUCAUGGAUAUGGCAAAAGUGCCACCGGGGUUCAUUCUGGCUGCAAUCAUACCAGCUGUGAUGGUUGCAGGGCUUUACUUCUUCGAUCAUAGUGUUGCUUCUCAAAUGGCACAACAGAAGGAAUUCAACAUCAAGAAGCCCUCUGCUUACCAUUACGACAUUCUAAUCCUCGGCAUCACGACUUUGAUUUGUGGAUUGAUUGGUCUCCCUCCCUGCAAUGGAGUUCUCCCACAGUCUCCUAUGCAUACCAAGAGCCUUUCGGUUCUCAAUGGACAGUUGAUAAGGAAGAAGAUGGUGCAAACAGCUAAGGAAAGCAUGAUGCAGCACGAUAGCAAGUCGAAAACCUACGGCAGAAUGGAGGAGGCUUUUGUUGAAAUGGAUGGAAGUGCAGCUCCAUCCGCGGCGAAGGAGUUGAAGAACCUGAAAGAAGCAGUGAUGAGUGAAGGAAGCAAAGAGGGCGGCGAGAGCAGCUUCGAUCCGGAGAAGAUUGAUGCUUACUUGCCUGUUCGUGUAAUCGAGCAGAGGUUCAGCAACUUCAUGCAAUCGCUCCUUAUCGGUGUGUCGCUGAUGGCGAUGCCAGUGAUCAAGAAGAUCCCGACUUCGGUCCUGUGGGGGUAUUUCGCUUACAUGGCCAUCGACAGUCUACCUGGAAAUCAGUUCUGGGAAAGAAUUGUUCUGCUUCUCAUCACUCCCACCAGACGCCACAAGAUUCUGGAAAGGCCACACGCAUCAUUCAAUGAGACGGUCCCCUUCAAAGAGAUAGCCAAGUUCACGAUCUUCCAGCUGAUCUAUUUCCUGAUAUGCUUCGGAGUGACGUGGAUCCCGGUCGCCGGAAUCUUGUUCCCUCUGCCUUUCUUCUUCUUGAUAAGCAUCAGGGAGAAAAUCCUGCCCAAAUUCUUCCAACCCAAUCAUCUAAAGGAGCUCGACGGGGUCGAGUAUGAAGAAAUCGAAGGCGAUCCAAUGCGCACCCGUUCGAUGUCGUUAAGGAGGACCAAUUCGAGAGACGCAGGAUUUGAGGAAGAAGCUGAGGUGUUUGAUGAGUUAACUACUGGCAGAGGCGAGCUGAGGCUGAGAUCUGCGAGCGUGAGUCAGGAGAGGAGCAACCAGGUUUAUCCUGGGAAUUUCUUGGACGGUUAAAGAUGACGAGUUUUUUUCUGACUAGAAAGAGACCAAAAGAGAAAAGAUGGAGGAAAACAAGACAUGUGAAUGGGAUCAUGAAAGUUUUGGUUUGCUUGUCUUGAUAAGUUUUGUAAAUCACUAAAUCUUGUUGUAUAAUUACAUAGAGAGAUUACUAGAAGACGUAAGAAAACUAUGUAUAGGUUUUGAUUCUGUAAAUAUAUUCAUGUUUUGAAA
Molecule: messenger RNA, 2779 nt
Organism: Linum trigynum
Lineage: Eukaryota; Viridiplantae; Streptophyta; Magnoliopsida; Malpighiales; Linaceae
Source: the annotation of a GenBank genome assembly